Ciona intestinalis (vase tunicate) is the source of this 3388-nucleotide messenger RNA. The record is from RefSeq and is a predicted model, not a curated record. NCBI's taxonomy places the organism in Eukaryota, Metazoa, Chordata, Ascidiacea, Phlebobranchia, Cionidae.
GAGGUUUAGUUGAAGUUGUUGUUUUGCAGAUUCAUCAAAGCAAAGCAUUGUGUUAGAUAAAUAAGACGUUGUGUACGUCAUUAUACUGCGUUUAUUUCGUCAUACUCUGCAUUGUGAUAUUUGGAUGUAUAUUGAGCAAUGGAGGAAGAACUGCAGUGUCCUGUAUGUCAUUGUAUAUUCAAUGAUCCAGUGAUAUUACCUUGCACACAUAACGUAUGUUUCCAGUGUGCUAAUACAUUGAUACACAAGUCUGGUGAGCUGAAAGUUGAUCUUCCACCUGCGUACAACAUUGAAACCAGUUUUCCCCACCACGAACCAGACAAAGUCAGUUUAUUGAGUGAGACUGUCCUCAGUGAUUCAGAUAGCGGUUACUCGGCUUCGUCAGCUUCAAGUGGGACUUCCGACACCCCGACACCCUCAAGUUCGACGCCUACUAUUGUCACCAGCGACCCUUUCAGUUCACUCGUACCCACGCACACAGUGACGCAGGCUUCUACUACAACAACACCAACCGGUGUGAACUUACCGGCGUUGCCAGAUUCCAUAUCUUGCCUUACGUGUCCGAUUUGCCACCGAGCGUCGUUCGUGGACGAUAGAGGAGUGAACGGACUUCCACGAAACAAAGCUAUGAACUCCAUAGUUGGAAGAUACACACGAACCAUUGACAGCAGUUUACGCCCACCAACUUUAUCUCCCAACGCAAGCCCGGUUAGAAAACCUCCCAUCUCCCCGAAGAAACCUGCGACUCCCGUAUUACGCAGACACACAAAGACUGUUCAUAAUUGUCAGAUAUGCGAGGGCGAUCCAGCGAACGAAGCGAGCGUUAAAUGCCUUCAAUGCGAAGUCCUUUACUGCGCAUCAUGUAGAGAUAGAUGCCAUCCACCCCGUGGACCCUUAGCAAGGCACACGCUAGUCGAUGUAGACGCUGAUAAACCAGAACCAACCCGACGCCCCGCCUACCCCACUUUACCCAACAAACCAAGCCUCAAAAACGGGGUCCGACUCCCAUCUUGCUCCCACCAUCCCACCGAAAAGACGAGUUUAUAUUGUUCGUCAUGUCAUCUUCCUCUGUGUGUCCUCUGUCAGGAUGAAGGAAGACAUAAGAACCACGAUCUUAAACCGAUUGGAGCGCUUUACAAAUCCCGCAAGAGUCAGCUAAGUCAACAAAUGGGUUCGUUAUCAAGUAAGGCUCGCCAAGCUAAAGACCUCGUGAUGUCACUUAGAGGGAUGCCAUCUGAGAUUGAGAAAUCUUCCACUGAACUUGAAUCAAAGACAGUGACGCAAUUGGAUCACUUGAUGUCGCUGUUACAGCGGAAGAAAGAUGAACUUCUUCAGAAGAUCGCGAAAGAACGCGAAACAAAGUGUAAAAUCGUUCAAGACCAACUUCAACAAUCCACAAUGAAGUUACGAAACACAACAGGAUUGUUGGAAUAUUGUAUUGAAGUCAUGAAGGACAACGACCCAUCUGCUUUUCUACAGGUGUCACAAAGUUUAACCGAACGCGUAUCGUGCAACGAACAACAAUGGAAUGGAAGAAACCUUAUUUCGAAAACCAAACCCGAAUUCGAUAUGGAUAUUGUGACGUCACCAUUAGCCAUGGAAAUCGAGAACCUUGACUUCUUCCAAAUGAAAGUUCCAGGCAAACCAAGUAUACGAGCCGACGAAUGCGGCGCAAGGAACAACACAGUAACAUUAUCUUGGCUUCCUGCUCCUAACUCCAUCGUUGAUAGCUUCAGACUUGAGAUGGAUGAUGGGAACAAUGGAAAUUAUCGGGAGGUAUACGCUGGCAAGGAAACUGUUUGUACCGUGGACGGAUUGCAUUUUAACAGCGUAUACAGAGCCAGAGUACGAGCUGUAAAUAAAGCUGGACCAAGUCCACAUAGCGACCCUUUGCAACUACAAACAUCGGAAGUUGCAAGCUUCCAAUGGGACCCUACUCAAGGUCAUUGUGACGUCAGAUUAUCAAACAAUAACUGCACUGUGACGUCAAACAGCUUCGACGAUCGAGUGGUGCUCGGUAGCGUCGGCUUUUCAAGGGGAAUACAUUAUUGGGAAUUCUCCGUGGAUCGUUAUGAAGGCAGGCCCGAUCCUUCGUUUGGUGUGGCGUUUUAUGACGUAGAUAAGAGCCAAUUGCUAGGUAAAGAGUCACGUGGUUGGGGGAUGUAUAUUGACGAAUCGAGGAGUUGGCUCAUGCACGCUAAUGAACAUUCAAACAGACACGAAGUUGGUAUAAAGGUCGGAUCGAGGGUUGGCGUUUUACUUGACAUCGCAAGAAGCCUGUUGUCGUUUUACGUCGAUGGAAAGCCCCAGGGGAAUCCCAUGACGCUACCUACGUCACAGGGGAAUUACCAUCCAUCAGGACGAAAACAAGCGCUGUAUUUUCCCGCCAUUAGCGUGAAUAGAAACGUGGAGGUGACUCUACACACAGGAUUAAGAUCUCCCAUCCAACCUCUUCAACUUUACCGGAACAGGAUGCAAGAAUCAUCCUCUUACUCCGGGUUCUCUCGCAUCCAGAAGUCCCCGGACUGCCCACACCGAGGUCGGAACCUCAGCUCCUCUGAUCUUCGCUUGCCAUCCAUGGAAGCAAAGAAGUUUCCUCCCCCUCCUCCCAUUAGAAGAGGAGGAUCAACAGGGAACAUGAGCACGAGGAGUGAUGGGGAAUCCUCCGAUUCAACAUCAGCUAAAUCUUUGCGAUCUUUCUUCCAUAAAAAAUAAUCUUCUUUGCCAAAUCUUCUUUUAAAUCUUGAGAGUCCUCAGAGGAGUAAUUUCCAUCUUCAGACUAGAAGAAGAUGAAGAGAUCCGUAGAGUCAUCUCUAUUGAUGAAUAAUUACUCUCCAAGAGGGAUAAGAGAGUUGUGAAUAUCUUAAAAAGAUAUAUUCAUUUAGGAAUCUGUUUCUUCAUUGCAUUACACAGUUGUUUAAGUAGUUGUUAACAGAAGGACUUUUAAUGUAUCCCAGUGUUAUGACUGUUGUAGGCACCAAUAUUAUAAGGAUAUAUUCUCUGUAUUCUAUAUGGGUAAAUUCCACAGCAGAGCACGCCAAGUGGCCUGGUAUUUAGAACAGCGUUUUACCCAUUACCAUUAGUACCAACUAUUUUCAUACCCAAUCUUUCAUAAUUAUUUUAAAUGCUUUUACUUUUAAACAACAACUUGCACUAAACAUACCCACAAAGUGGUUUUACCCCAGCUUUUUUAAAAUAGGUCAUUUUAUCAAAUUGUUUGCCUUUCACGCUUCACUGAUCUGUUCAUUAUUUGCAAACAAUCAGCGUUGUUGCAUCACUACUUAAUUAAUCGCCCGAUGUUUCAAGCUUAAGCAACAAAUUUUUUUGCUUUUACAUUUUGUUGGCAUGUUAUUUGUAAAUUUUAUUCAAAUGCAAAGAAAUAUAAAAA